AUGCUGGACAGAGCAACGCUAACCUCUACCCCCGUAAUCCUAGCCUCGGGAGUCAUCCUCCUGCUACCUCUACUACUCAUCCCGCAAUUCAACGGAUGGACCAAACAUCUUCGCAUCCAGCUGCCGGGGCGGCGUCGCCAACGCAGUGAAAUUGUCUCACUCCGCGUAUACCCCAUCAAAUCAUGCCGUGGAUUCGAAGUCCAGUCCACGACGCUCAAGGAGCAAGGGCUGGACCUUGAUCGUCGCUGGAUGCUCGUCGACGCAUCCACCCACGAGUUCCUGACGAUUCGUCAGAUCCCGCAGAUGACGCGCAUCCGGACCGCGCUCAGUUCAGAUGGAAACGAAUUAAUCAUGACCGUUCCGUUUUCCCACGACGGAUCUGAACACGCAACGGACACCGAGCCCGAUCGGUCCGGAGCUGCACGCACCAUCCGAAUCCCAUCUCAUCCGACUCGCGAAUGGCUCGAGGCGAACACCCAGACCUCGAACGUCGAGAUCUGGGGCACCAAAACGGACGGAUACAUCUACCGCGAUGAUAUCAACAAGCCGUUCUCUGCUUUUCUGGGCCGACCCGUCGCGCUCGCGUACAAGGGCCCUCAACCACGUGUUCUGCAGGGCAACGGUGAUCCGCAACUGCUGGGACGCACUCAGAGCACCGCGUUCCCGGACGUAUGUCCCGUUUUGAUUGCGAGCGAGGCCUCUCUCGCAGAGUUGAAUGGCAGACUGCAGUCUCAGGAAUUCGAUCCGAUUACAAUUGAGCGGUUCAGACCGAAUAUCAUUGUUCGCGGCGAGACGCCGUGGAUCGAGGAUUCGUGGAAGACUGUGCGGAUACAUCGGGGCUCUGCCUCCUCGGCGCCGAAUGGCCCCCCGCCGCAUGAACCGCUAGAUGUGGAUGUUGUUGCGCGCUGUGCGCGCUGUCAGGUACCGAAUGUCGACCCAGACACGGCUGUCAAGCAUAAGAAGCAGCCGUGGGAUACGUUGAUGUCGUAUCGUCGUGUUGACGAGGGGAUCAAAUUCAAGCCUUGCUUUGGUAUGCUGGCUGCGCCUCGGAACGAGGGUCUUGUGGGGGUGGGGAUGGUAUUGGAAGUCUUGGAAGAAACGGAUAAGCAUCGAUAUCAUGCAGGUUUCUAA
Molecule: messenger RNA, 1131 nt
Organism: Penicillium diatomitis
Lineage: Eukaryota; Fungi; Ascomycota; Eurotiomycetes; Eurotiales; Aspergillaceae
Product: MOSC domain-containing protein
Exons: 1
Coding region: 1-1131 (376 amino acids)
Molecular function (GO): pyridoxal phosphate binding; molybdenum ion binding; catalytic activity
Source: RefSeq, a predicted model, not a curated record